Molecule: messenger RNA, 1611 nt
Organism: Endocarpon pusillum Z07020
Lineage: Eukaryota; Fungi; Ascomycota; Eurotiomycetes; Verrucariales; Verrucariaceae
Product: Eburicol 14-alpha-demethylase
Exons: 3
Coding region: 1-1611 (536 amino acids)
Biological process (GO): ergosterol biosynthetic process
Molecular function (GO): iron ion binding; oxidoreductase activity, acting on paired donors, with incorporation or reduction of molecular oxygen; heme binding
Source: RefSeq, a predicted model, not a curated record
AUGGGGCUCCUUGGGGUAUUGUUGACUUCUGUCGAGCGUCUACGUGAGGUACUGCCGCUCUGGCAGCUCAUAUCUUUUGCAUUGGCCGCAUUCGUCACCCUUGUCAUCCUGGCCAACAUUCUCAAACAAUUGUUAUUCAAGAACCCGAAUGAGCCACCUCUUGUUUUUCAUCUAGUACCCUUCGUUGGGAGUACUAUCAGCUAUGGCAUCGAUCCCUUCCAAUUUUUCUUCUCCUGCCGCGAAAAGUAUGGCGACGUCUUUACAUUCGUUCUUCUCGGCACCAAAACCACAGUCUGUCUUGGAACCAAAGGUAACGAGUUCAUUUUAAACGGAAAACUUAAAGACGUCAAUGCGGAGGAGGUAUAUACGCAGUUAACCACUCCUGUCUUCGGCAAGGAUGUUGUCUAUGAUUGCCCCAACUCAAAAUUGAUGGAACAGAAGAAAUUCGUCAAGUUUGGUCUUACCUCCGAUGCCCUCAAAUCAUAUGUCACCCUCAUCUCCAACGAGGUACAAAAAUUCGUGGCAACAGCACCGGUCUUCAGCGGCCAAAGAGGGACCUUCGAUGUCUGUCAUACUAUGGCAGAGAUUACUAUCUACACGGCGUCGCGUUCGCUUCAAGGUAAAGAGGUCCGAGAGCGUUUCGACUCCAGCUUUGCCGAACUCUAUCACGACCUCGACAUGGGCUUUGCGCCUAUCAACUUUCUACUGCCUUGGGCACCGCUUCCCCACAAUCGCAAAAGAGACAGGGCGCAGAAGAAGAUGGCAGAGACCUACAUGGAAAUCAUUCAACAGAGAAGAAAAGCUGGCAUUGAGAAAACAGAAGAUGACAUGAUCUGGAAUCUCAUGUCUUGUGCUUAUAAGGACGGAACUCCAGUCCCGGACCUGGAAGUGGCACAUAUGAUGAUUGCUCUCCUAAUGGCUGGCCAACAUUCCUCCUCGUCCUCAUCCGCGUGGAUCAUGCUCCGUCUCGCUUCCCGUCCAGAAAUCCAAGCUGAGCUCCUCGCGGAGCAGAAACGGAUCUUAGGCGAAGACCUCCCACCCCUCACCUAUGAGAAUCUACAAGAACUGCCUCUGAACUCACAGGUCGUUAAAGAAACAUUACGACUCCACGCACCAAUCCACAGCAUCAUGCGCAAAGUCAAAUCACCCAUGCCCAUCACGGUAGCCUCACCGGUUAGCAGAUCUUACACCAUCCCCACCACCCACACCCUCCUCUCCGCACCGGGCGUCACAUCCCGUUAUCCAGACUACUUUCCGGAACCCAUGCUCUGGGAACCUCACCGCUGGGACGAAGACCACCCUCUUGCCUACAAAGACGCCGACGAUCAGGAAGAGCAAAUGACCGAUUAUGGUUAUGGCAUGGUGAGUAAAGGCGCCACUAGCCCUUACUUGCCUUUUGGUGCGGGUAGACAUCGAUGCAUUGGCGAGCAGUUUGCUUAUGUGCAACUGGGCACUAUCCUUGCGACGAUGGUGAGGUUGUUGAGGGUGGAGAAUCUGCCUGGGAAGAAGGGCGUUGUGGAUACGGACUACAGCAGUCUGUUUUCGAGACCGAUCGGGCCAGCGAUAGUACAAUGGGAGAGGGUGGGGGAAAGCGGAGGGGAGAAGUGCUGA